This is a messenger RNA of Dendroctonus ponderosae (mountain pine beetle), 2828 nucleotides long. Its product is annotated as probable glutamine--tRNA ligase. Gene Ontology annotation, biological process: glutaminyl-tRNA aminoacylation; translation. Gene Ontology annotation, cellular component: aminoacyl-tRNA synthetase multienzyme complex; cytoplasm; cytosol. The transcript has 13 exons. NCBI's taxonomy places the organism in Eukaryota, Metazoa, Arthropoda, Insecta, Coleoptera, Curculionidae. Bases 126 to 2432 code for a protein of 768 amino acids. Gene Ontology annotation, molecular function: ATP binding; glutamine-tRNA ligase activity. The record is from RefSeq and is a predicted model, not a curated record.
AUAAUUAUUAUUUACGUCAGAGGGGAUCAUAUUUAAGGUUUAAGUUGAUCAGUUUGCUAAUUAUAAAAGGUGAAAGGUUUGAAACCGGCGAAGAAUAAGAAAUCCAUACUUGUUGAAGCUGCAAUAUGGCAUCUAAUGAUGAAACGAUUUUGGCCUUUCAGCGCUUGGGCUUAAGCCAGCAAAAGGCCAAAGAAACGUUGAAGAAUACCACAGUUACCAAAAACCUUCUUUCUAUUUUAAAUGAAAUAAAAAAUGAAGUUCCAGGAGAACCAAUUGGUAUUCUUCUUUACCACUUGGGUACCAAGAUAAAACCCCAAAUUCACCACCAGCUGCCAAUUCUAGUAAAAUACAUCAUGUCCAGAAAGCUGGACAACACUCUAAGAGUAGAUAAAGCCAUAGAGUUUGCUCUGUCCCAUAUAAAUCUAAUUGAUACCAAUGAGCUAGAAAAAUACUGCGGCGUGGGCGUAGUAGUCACUCCUGAACAAGUGGAGGCUUGUGUAGAAAAACAUAUAAUUCCCUUCAAGGGUGAAUUGAUGGAGAAAAGAUACAAAUUCAAUGCUGGCCCAUUGAUGCAGAAAGUGAGGGAGGAAUUGCCAUGGGCAGAUGGCAAAGCAGUGAAAAAUGAGAUUGAUGUUCAAAUUCUGGACAUACUUGGACCUAAAACUGAAGCCGAUUUAGCCCCGGCUUCAAAGGCAGAUAAGAAGGCUUCUAAACCCAGUAAAACUGAUGCAAAGGCAAAAUGCAAACCCAAAGAAACCAAAGAAGUUGUUAAAGAUGUGCCAGCAGCUCAAGCCCUAACAAUUUUGGACGUAAUGAAGAAAAUCAGCUUCCAUGCCCCAGGGGAGAAUUUUAAAACCGAUGGAUAUGUCGUUACUAAUAAUACUGAAAGGUUGCUGGCGGAGCACUUAAAGAUCACAGGUGGAAAAGUCAGAACGCGUUUUCCUCCAGAACCGAAUGGUAUUUUGCAUAUUGGCCACGCCAAAGCCAUUAACAUCAACUUUGGGUAUGCAGCCGCCAACAACGGCGUGUGUUUUUUAAGAUACGAUGAUACCAACCCCGAAAAGGAAGAGGAAAAGUUCUUUACGGGCAUUCACGAUAUUGUCACCUGGUUAGGAUACAAACCGUAUAAAGUAACCCACUCGUCGGAUUAUUUCGAUCAGCUUUAUGAAUGGGCUGUAAAACUAAUCGGCAAAGGAUUAGCGUACGUUUGUCAUCAAACAGCUGAUGAAAUGAAGGGGUUCAAUCCAGAACCGUCGCCCUGGAGGGAUCGUCCAAUAGCAGAGAGCCUGCAACUAUUUGAGGAUAUGAAAAAUGGGAAAAUCGAUGAAGGCGAAGCCACUCUUAGGAUGAAAAUCACUCUGGAAGAAGGCAAGUUGGAUCCGGUAGCCUACAGGGUACGGUUUACGCCCCAUCAUCGAACAGGAGAUAAGUGGUGCAUCUAUCCAACUUACGAUUAUACCCAUUGUCUUUGUGAUAGUAUCGAACAUAUCACGCAUUCUCUCUGUACGAAGGAAUUUCAGUCGAGGAGAUCGAGUUACUAUUGGUUAUGCAACGCUUUAGGCAUUUACUGCCCAGUGCAGUGGGAAUACGGCCGAUUGAAUGUUAACUAUACAGUCGUUUCGAAGAGGAAAAUUGCAAAACUCAUUAGCGAGGGAAUAGUAAAAGAUUGGGACGAUCCAAGACUGUUCACCCUUACGGCUCUGAGACGAAGAGGUUAUCCAUCAGAAGCCAUUAAUAAUUUUUGUGCGCAAUUGGGCGUAACCGGAGCUCAAAGUACGGUAGACCCAUCCAUGCUGGAAGCUUUCGUUCGUGAUUAUCUCAAUAACGAAGCGCCACGACAUAUGGUAGUGCUACAUCCACUCAAAGUUACCAUAGAAAAUUAUCCUAAUUCCGCCCCUGUAAUCCUAUCGGUGCCAGAUUUUCCUAACAAGCUAGAAUUGGGAAGCCAUAAUGUCACGUUCGAUAGGGUAAUUUAUAUCGAAAGAAGCGAUUUUAUGGAGGAAGGAGAAAAAGGCUAUAGGCGUCUAACGAAGGCGCAGUCUGUAGGUUUGAGACACGCCGGCUAUGUACUAGAAGUGACGGACUUGAAGAGAAAUUAUUCGGGAGAUAUUUCAGAGGUGAUUUGCCAAUGCACUGCUGCCGAGAAAGCCGUAGUUAAACCCAAAGCUUUCAUUCACUGGGUGGCCAAUCCUAUUGAGAUAGAAGUGCGGCUUUAUUCGUCACUGUUUAAGCACAAAAAUCCGGAAGAUCCGAACGAAGUACCCAACGGUUUCCUAUCAGACUGCAACCCGGAUUCUCUGACAAUUUUGCAAAGUUACGCAGAUAAGUCUCUCUCAAACGUCAAGGCUUUGGAUAAUUUCCAGUUCGAGAGGACAGGAUUUUUUGCAGUAGACCCGGACACGAACGGAAACAAGGUACCAUCACUAGACUGACACAUAAAUAACAAUGCUGGUGGUGCAAAUGAUGCAAAUGUCUGCAACCUAACUCAUCAAAGUGGCUGUGAUAUCAUAUUUAAAAACCAGAAUUCACAGCCAAAUUGACGAUCACAGGGCAAAGACAACGACAUCGAAUAUGGUGUUGUGAUGCAACAAAGUGAACAAUGCUCAUCAAAGCUGGCUGUGAUAGAAUUGAAGCAUCUAAAACGUCCAACUCUGAUGGGCAAUGGUAACUCCUCUUCCUGUUGUUUUAGUUGAAUAUGGUUGUCAAGUAAAAAACAAAUGUGGUGGAAAUUGCUGAUACCUCAUGAAAGACAAGGUAGUGAGACAAAAAAAAAUAAUGAACAUCUCACUACCCAUGUCUUUCACAAUGAAACAGCAUGCUAUGGUGAA